Messenger RNA from Scheffersomyces amazonensis, 1675 nucleotides. RefSeq names its product M20 family metallopeptidase. The coding region runs from base 1 to 1644 and encodes 547 amino acids. NCBI's taxonomy places the organism in Eukaryota, Fungi, Ascomycota, Pichiomycetes, Serinales, Debaryomycetaceae. Gene Ontology annotation, cellular component: fungal-type vacuole lumen. Gene Ontology annotation, molecular function: metallocarboxypeptidase activity. The transcript has 2 exons. The record is from RefSeq and is a predicted model, not a curated record.
AUGGAGAAAACAAGUCAGAUUAACAGAUAUGCACCUUUUUGGAGGUAUCUCCAUAUAGUUAUUGCAUUGGAAAAGUGCCACCAGUAUGAUUAUGCUAGGCCCAGUUCCUAUUUGGAAGACAAUUCCACAGUAUUCAGGAUUAUUCUGGACGAAAAUUUUAGAAACCAAUCGGCUAAAAAACUAUCAGGAUCUGUCCGUGUUAAAACUGAUGUUUAUGAUGAUAGUCCUUUAGUUGAAGACGAUCCUAAAUAUUGGGAAGACAAGUUUAAACCUUUUCAUGAAUAUUUAGAAAAUACAUUCCCAAUUGUUUGGAAACACUUUAAGAUCGAGACAGCUAAUACAUGGGGAUUAAUUAUAACUUGGGAGGGUUCUUCCUCUUUAAAGCCAAUUCUUUUAACUGCCCAUCAGGAUGUCGUUCCUACUCAAGAUAAUACAAUCAAAGAUUGGACUUAUCCUCCGUAUGAAGGCGUGUUUGAUGGUGAAAAAGUAUGGGGUCGAGGUGCGGCUGAUUGUAAGAACCUUUUAAUUGGAUUAUUGGAAGCCGCAGAAGAGUUAUAUAAAUCAGGAUUCAGACCCAGAAGAUCGGUUAUCUUUGGUUUUGGUUUUGAUGAAGAAAUAGGAGGUCCAAGAGGUGCGGGAUCUAUUGCUGAAAUAUUAAUUGAAAGAUAUGGUAAAGAUUCCUUUUAUGCGGUUGUUGAUGAAGGUGGUCAAAGUUUAGCUUAUGAAAAUGAUGUUCUUUUGGCUUUGCCGGGAACAGGAGAGAAAGGAUCAACAGACGUUAUCAUAGGAUUGAAUACUCCUGGUGGACAUUCCUCCGUUCCUCCUGAUCAUACCUCCAUUGGAAUAAUUUCUCAAUUGAUUGAAGAAAUUGAAAAUAACCCAUUUAAUGCCUUUUUCACCCCGGUUAACCCAACCUUCCACGAAUAUCAAUGUAUUGCUGUUUAUUCACCAAGUUUAGAUCCAAAGAUAAGGGUUGAUAUUUUGAGAUCAGAGUAUGAUGAAAACUCGAAGAAGCAAGCUAUAAAAUAUCUUCAUGAUAAAUCAUUAUUGAGUAGAUAUCUCAUAACAACUACUCAAGCAAUCGAUAUUAUUCAUGGGGGAGCCAAGUCAAAUGCCUUGCCAGAAUAUGUCGAGAUUGACAUUAAUCAUAGAGUAGCUAUCGAAAGCAAUACGGAUUAUGUUGUCUCAAAAGACUUAAACCAUGUGAAAUAUAUUGCUGAAAAGUUUGAUCUUGGCAUUGUAUUCAAUGGAGAAGAAAUUAGAGCAAAGACUCCAAAAGGAUAUUUCACAGUUGAAAAAGUAUCUGAAUUAGAACCGGCACCUAUUACACCAACUACUGGUAAAACUUGGGAACUUUUCUCGGGUACAAUCCGUCAUGUAUAUGAAGAAAUUGCAUUCGCUGAUCCUAAAUCGGAGUAUCAUGGGAAAACCGUAGUUGUAGCUCCAGGGAUUGCUACUGGUAAUACUGAUACUAGAUACUACUGGGAUUUAACUAAGCACAUCUUCAGAUAUAGACCUGGUGCUUCCACUACAGUUGAAGCUCAUGCUCAUGGAGUUAAUGAAGUAAUUCCGAUAUCAUCACAUUUACAAUUAAUUGCCUUUUAUUAUGAGUACUUACAACUCAUUGACAGUGUAGAAGAUUGAUUUAGUUAUUAUAAUAAAAGUAUGUUUCUGC